GGACGGGGGAAGGGUCCUUUCUACAAUAGGAGUCUACCACCAGCGCCUCUGACCUGCGCUGUUCUCCCUGCGGAGGCCCGGGGUAGUACCGGGUCCCAGCUCUACGCGCGAUCGGUCUGUUCGUUCUGAGUAGUAGAUGUGAAAAUCGGCGAUUUCUGGUUGUGCUUCCAAAUCUAUGCUCUUACAGUGUUUUUCCGUCCUGCUCAGGAGAAAGUGAAUUGAAUGCUGUGCCCUCCAGAUCUCCAGUCCAUGCGGAAUAGCACCAAGAAAAUAUCCACCUUUGCUUUUGUGAUGACCCACCCUUAAGGGGAAGGGUCUCUGCAGCUGUUUAAUAUAAAUCUAGUUAUUUCAGGUGAUUCAGAAUUAAUUCUCAUGUCAUCAGAGAGCUCAACUGUCACAGUUCGUCUUGUUCGCUCUUUUGAGCACCGGAAUUUCAGACCUGUGGUGUACCAUGGGGUUGCCUUGGAUCAGACAGUGAAGGAGUUCAUUACUUUCGUGAGGAAGGAUGUGUCUUCAAGAACAGGACUUCCUCCUCCCUUUAAAAAUUACAAGUAUGAUACAAUGAAGAUUAUUCACCAAGCACACAAAUCUAAGACUGGUGAACUUGUAGUGAGUUUGGAAGAUGAUGACAAACUGAUUCUGAAAGAAGACAGUACACUGAAAGCAGCUGGAGUAGCAAAUGAGACGGAAUUAGCAUUCUUCUGUGGGGAAGAUUACAGGAACUACAGAGCUAAUCCUGUUUCAGCCUGGUGAAGAUCCCAAGAGAUUGUUUUGUUUUCCCAUACCUGUUGUAAAUUUCCCUUAUUCUGCUUAAUGAGAUUUUUCUUAAAGAUCAAUAAAUCCUAGAGGAUUGCUUUGCAA
Molecule: messenger RNA, 861 nt
Organism: Manacus vitellinus (golden-collared manakin)
Lineage: Eukaryota; Metazoa; Chordata; Aves; Passeriformes; Pipridae
Gene: CUNH2orf76
Product: chromosome unknown C2orf76 homolog
Exons: 6
Coding region: 373-753 (126 amino acids)
Source: RefSeq, a predicted model, not a curated record